AUGAGAACCAAUCACAGACAACAAAGACUGCAAGCAAUAUCGGAAGACGUUGCCCUUGUUUAUCUUGCAACAGGUGAUUAUGAUCAAGCCUUGAAAUAUCAAUUGAGAGCGUUAGAAAUGAAACAAAUCUCCCUUUCGCCAAGCCAUGACAAUAUAGCUAGAAGUCUGACGAAUAUUGACGUUGUUUAUCAUGCAAAGGGUGAUUAUGGUCAAGCACUGGAUUAUUAUAUGAAAGCAUUGAAGAUGCAAGAAAUCUCUCUUCCUAGGAACCAUGCUAGCACAGCGAACACUCUAAUGAACAUUAGCCUUGUUUAUCAUGAAAAGGGUGAUUAUGAUCAAGUUUUGGAUUAUUAUAUGAAAGCUCUCGUAAUACAGGAGAGCUCGAAAAGAAAUGCUGUAGCUGCUGAGCUGCAGUAUAGAACCGGAGCAUGUUAUGUGGAGAAAGGUAGUUACGACCUCGCUUUGCUGCACUUCAACGAAUGUUUGAAAAUAUAUGAAGAAUAUUGUGACGAUUCAAAUAUCGCAAUGAUGCAUGUGAAAAUUGCGCAGCUCGGAGGACAAAUACAAGACUAUGAUUUGGGUGUAGAGUAUUUUGCGAAAGCUUUAGUAUUACUGGAAAAAUUGAAUAUGAAAGAUGUUGCCAGUUUACACAACGGGAUCGGAUGGUAUUAUUAUAUGAAAGGGGAUUUUGAUUUGGCUACUGAUAUUGCACUAUAUCGAUGGAACUAUAUGAGGAGUGUUCAUUAUGUGAGGAUCCAGAAUGUGCAAAUGUUCUUAACAGUUUAG
Molecule: messenger RNA, 786 nt
Organism: Didymodactylos carnosus
Lineage: Eukaryota; Metazoa; Rotifera; Eurotatoria; Philodinida; Philodinidae
Source: the annotation of a GenBank genome assembly